Messenger RNA from Chaetura pelagica (chimney swift), 1032 nucleotides. It is a transcript of the gene GPR82, whose product is annotated as G protein-coupled receptor 82. Gene Ontology annotation, molecular function: G protein-coupled receptor activity. Gene Ontology annotation, cellular component: membrane. Lineage: Eukaryota; Metazoa; Chordata; Aves; Apodiformes; Apodidae. The transcript has a single exon. Gene Ontology annotation, biological process: G protein-coupled receptor signaling pathway. The record is from RefSeq and is a predicted model, not a curated record. Bases 1 to 1032 code for a protein of 343 amino acids.
AUGAGAAAUUCAACAUGUCUUCAGCCAUCAGUAGCCACUACUGUAGCUCUACCAGUCAUCUACUCUUUCCUAUGUCCUGCUGGGAGUUUUGGAAAUAUUCUUGCCGUCUGGAUAUUAUCAAGGCAAGCACCCACAAAAAGAACACAAUGCAUUUACCUGGUCAACCUUGUCAUUGCAAAUUUACUCGUAUGCAGCACUAUGCCUUUCCUGGCUGUUUAUUUUGCAAGAGGGUACCAAUGGACUCAUGACUCUCUAACAUGUAAAAUAGUACAUCACGUCGGGACUCUCAUUAUGCACGUCAGUAUGUAUGUUACGAUUACAAUUUUAUGUUCAAUUGCUUUAAGUCAGUAUGCAACACUGAAGAAAACAAAUGAUACACAAUUCUCUGAAGCAGCUAAUGAAAACUUUUAUAGAUGUGUACUUGAAAAGUUUCGUCAGCCAAAAUUUGCUAAAUAUUUGUGCAUCUUUAUAUGGCUUAUUGUGCUGUGCAUAACAGUAACAGCUAUAGCAUAUGGUGCCCAGGAGAAGGCUUUGCAAGGAACUUCCAGAUGCUACAGCAGCAACGUAGAAGCUGGUGAAUUUUAUGCAAUGAUUGCAGCUUCUCUUGCCACAUCAUGGUUUUUUGUAUCAUUUAUGAUGGUUUUGCUGUCAUACUAUUCUCUUACCAGACAUUUGAGUAAAAUACAAAGAAAUACCUGUAUUGGAGGAAAACAUUUAAUUUAUGGAACAGUGAAAAGAAACAUUCUUGUAAUCCAGGUGAUAUUAACUGUCUGCUUUCUUCCGUAUCAUAUUUUUAGGCCAGUUUUUUAUAUUCUGGUUAUAAAUAAAGACUGCCCAAGGUUAAAUUAUCUAGUAGAAAUAAAAAAUUUCCUUACUUGUCUUGCGGCUGCUAAGAGUAGCUUAGAUCCAGUUAUAACUCUUCUGCUAGAUAAAACAUUUAAGAAAAGUCUGUAUGGCCUGUUUAAAAAAUCUACACCAGAACAUCACAAACGUAAAGCUGAUAUUUUCACUGAUGAGAUUCCCGAAAUGUAA